Acaulospora colombiana is the source of this 253-nucleotide messenger RNA. The record is from the annotation of a GenBank genome assembly. Lineage: Eukaryota; Fungi; Glomeromycota; Glomeromycetes; Diversisporales; Acaulosporaceae.
AUGAAGAGAAUACAACCAGAUAACGGCCGACCAGGCCGCGUCGAACCCCCUUUAGGGAGGCUGCGGGAGGCCAUCACUUCAUUCGCUUUGUCACCAGCCGAUGCGCACACAACUCAAACUCCAACCACAACCAUGGCCCAGAAAUCCCAGGCGGACGCUGGCUUCAACCUCAGCAAUAACGAAGAUUUCACCUUCUUCGACCAAUAUGUCGAUCCUGCUUGGCCAUCUUCUGGCUUUGAGCAAGUUCAAGCGG